Molecule: messenger RNA, 2997 nt
Organism: Pediculus humanus corporis (human body louse)
Lineage: Eukaryota; Metazoa; Arthropoda; Insecta; Psocodea; Pediculidae
Product: ubiquitin-protein ligase, putative
Exons: 13
Coding region: 1-2997 (998 amino acids)
Biological process (GO): protein polyubiquitination; proteasome-mediated ubiquitin-dependent protein catabolic process; positive regulation of protein catabolic process
Molecular function (GO): ubiquitin-protein transferase activity
Source: RefSeq, a predicted model, not a curated record
AUGAGGUGGCAUGAAAUGGCUAUAGAUCAAGCUGAAUUGGAGCAUAAAGUUGAUAAUUUUAAAAAAGAUGCUUCUAAAGUAGAAGGAUUGUUUGAAGAGUUGCUAGUUUUAGAAAGAAAAGCCAAGAGUUUUGGAAAUGGUGUAUGGCCUUUACCUUGGGUCUAUGAAAAAAUAAAGAAGAAAUGGAAGAAAACUUCCCUUGAGGAAAUUUUAAAAGUUUUAGCAUUUAAUGAAGAAAUUUAUAACUCCAUAGCCACGACUAGAAUGAAACUAGAUAGGAACACAGAAGCCACAUCGGAAUCUGAUAAAAAAGCAGAAAUUUCUUUACGUCAAUCAAUCAAUAAUUGUGAAUUGAUUUUAAGUGAAGUUGAAAGCAGAUUUGCUAAAUUUGAUGGAGUUCUUCAAUCCAUGGCCAAUCCUGCAAUACCAGAAGAAGAAGAAGAAAAUACUCGAGCAAAAAAUUGUGCCCAAUUAAAUUUAAAACUUGAUAUAUCUGCAACUGAUAAAGAAAAACUCGAAGUGGCAUCUACAUUAUUGAAGAAAGAACUGAUAUUUAAAAAAUGGUUAUCUGUUCACAAUAUCGAACAUCUUUAUUCCAGAUUACAAGAAAAUGGAAUCACUUCUCUAGAUGAUAUUUAUUACAUAGACAGCUCAUCUUUUCCCGAGUUUGAUUUUAUUUCAUUGAGUGAAGCUAAAAAGUUUAGUUUUGAUUCUCAAAAUGACUUAGAAACAGUAAAACUAAAUUUAUGGUAUGAAAUUUUGGAGGAAUUUCAAUAUGAAGAAAAUUGGAAAUGGGGGUCACUCGGAAUUAUAUCUUUUUGUAUGGCUGGGCUUAUUACAUUUGCCAUCAUGGCUCAGCCUCUAUUUUUUCCCAAAGCUAAACCUUCAUUACUGCAAUAUGUUACUGGAAAAUACUUACAACCAUCUAAUUGUAAGGUUUUGUUCGAAUGGGAAGAUCCGAAAACUGUUGGGGAAACUUUUGUUUUUACUGUGGAAUUUUAUCAACGCAAUGGUCAAGCUUAUCCCAUAUGUAAUACCGACAACUUAAACGUUGAAGUAUCAGAGGGUAGUCGUCAAAUAGCCACCAUCUGUCAAUUAGGCGGUUGCGACCCUAAUCUCGCUAACAUUGCAAGAAUUAAAUUUACCGCCCGGCGAGCCGGUGUAUAUAAAAUCAGUGUACAAAUUGAUGGAUGUCACGUUCGUGGAAGUCCAUUUUCUAAAGUAUUUAAUUCAGGUCCUCCGGAUCCCAAUAAAACCCAACUUUUGAAGCAAAGUUCAAUCGUAGUUUGCACUUUAGAUUUGCGUUACACUCUCGCUAUCGAACCUAGAGACGAAUUUGAUAAUUUUUGCCAUUUCAAUGAUCCAGCAGCCGCCUUAAAAGGAUACAGUGUUAAAAUAAGCAAGCUUGACUCUCAAGAAUUCGGUUCUCACAAAUCGGGAUUCUUCUACGAUGGAACUUCUGGAAAAAUUAAAGUUCUUUUAAAAUUUCAAUGCGAAGGAUGUUAUCAUGCUUUGGUCACUCUUAAUAACGUUCGAAUCCGUAAUGGAGAUUUCAAUAUUAUUGUUUUAAAUAAUAUUGAUACUGAAAUAAUUCAAAAAAAUAUCGCGAGCAAUAAUAACGGUGUUUGCUACGAAGCUAGAUUAAUUAAAAUACAAUCGGAAACUUUGCAAAAACCAAAAAAAGUAUUUUGUUAUAUAUCUCCGAAGCAAAUCACCAUAAAAGAAUUCAUACUUAAAUUUAUUCCAAUUCGACUUUUGACAUUCCGUUUGUGUCCUUCUACAAAAUUUUAUUUUCACGGUAAUAACAAUCAAGAUGGAUGGCCCAUGUUCACGAUAGAUGAUGGAUGUCAGGGUCGAGUAGAAUUGGCUUCCAAUUAUCAAAACGUAAUAGCUGCAACUUUUAAUUAUUUUUUAUUGAAAAAUAUCGGGGGUUCGGAAACGUUUAAGGAUAAGCAAGAUUUUUUUUAUCACGAAAUAAGAAAAUUGCAUCAUAAGCAUCACCACGAAAGAAUCGCGUUGAAAAUUUAUCGUGAUAAAAUCGUUGAAUCUUCCAUGAGAGCAACGAAAAGUUUUUCUACAUCUGAUUGGUGUAAACAUUUUGUUGUUUCCUUUAUCGGAGAAGAGGGUGUAGAUUGUGGCGGAGUUCGUAGAGAAUGGUUUAAUCAAUUAUGUUCUUCUUUAUUCGAUGCUCGUAACGAAUUAUUCACCGCAUUUUCCGAUAAUCAACAAGCUUUAGUACACCCGAAUUCCAAAAGGCCGCCAUCUUUUAAAUUAAAACAUUAUGAAUUUGCUGGUAAAAUUGUUGGGAAAUGUUUAUUCGAAUCUGCACUGGGAGGAAAAUUUCGCCAAAUGGUAAAAGCCAAAUUUACAAGAAGUUUCCUCGCUCAAAUAAUCGGUUUGAAAAUCCAUUAUAGAUAUUUCGAACAAGAUGAUCCCGAUUUAUUUUUAAGUAAAAUUAAAUACAUAAAAGAAAAUGAUGUCGAAGAUAUGGAAUUGUAUUUUAUUGAAGAAGAAUAUUGCGAAAAUGGUCAAUUGAUUAAAACAAUAGAAUUAAUACCGAACGGAUCCGAAAUUCGAGUGACAAAUGACACAAAACAACAUUAUUUAGAUUGUUUGGCACAAUAUAAAUUAGUUUCAAGUGUUAAAUCAGAAGUGGAAUACUUUUUAAAAGGACUCAACGAAUUGAUACCGGAUUCUCUGUUGAGCAUUUUCGAUGAAAACGAAUUAGAAUUACUUUUAUGCGGAACAGGAGAAUAUGAUAUUGGAGAUUUCAAAGCGAAUCACAUUGUAAAUGGAAACUCAUUAGAAUUUCAAAGAGUUUUGGAAUGGUUUUGGGCUGCGAUAAGUAAUUUCACUGUUGAAGAAAUGGCAAGACUUUUACAAUUUACCACUGGUUGUUCUCAAUUACCACCUGGCGGUUUCAAAGAUCUUUCACCUAAAUUUACUUUGUCUGCUGCUCCGACAUUUGGAAAUUUGCCUACUGCUCACACUUGGUAA